Molecule: messenger RNA, 1014 nt
Organism: Funneliformis caledonium
Lineage: Eukaryota; Fungi; Glomeromycota; Glomeromycetes; Glomerales; Glomeraceae
Source: the annotation of a GenBank genome assembly
AUGUGUGUAAAUCAGUUAUCAGCCAAUUUGUCCAAUAACACGCUUUAUUGUAUAUGUCUGACCACUUCCAAGUGGCUACAAGUUGUUGAUCGAUUUAAUAACAGCUGCGGCAUAUCGCAAGCCAUUGAAUUAAUUGAUUCUAUUAAUGAACUUGAAGAUUAUCUUUGUAAAUUUAUAACUUGGUUAAAAAAGAAUGAUGGUACAGAUUAUAAAGUGGAAUCCAUUCGUAACUGCUACAGUGCUAUAAAUCGUUAUCUGAGGGAACAUAGAGUGAUUCAACCAAUAAAGAUUUGGGAUCGAUACAAGUUUCCUCAUGCUCUUCGUACGCUUGAUGGAAAAAUGAGGAUGUUGCAGGAUAAGGGGUUAGGUGAUACCAGCAAAUAUGAUGGAUUAUCUGUUAAAGAAAUCAAACAAAUACUUGAUCAUUCAUAUAUGAAUACUGGUGGAGAUAUUUAUCAAGAUCGCCGAAUAGAUCUUGAAUCACGUCAAGAUGGAGGUUUUGAACUUGUAUUACACAAAGAAAAGAUUAAUCAGGGUGGUGCAUUUUAUAGAAAUAUACAUGGAAAAACAGACAUUCUUUUAUUUUUAUCCAAACUUCCUGAAUCUACUCUAGUACAGGAUCCUCUGUUUUAUGAAACUUCUAAAAGUAAAAAAGGUCUCUGGUUUAAAAAUAGCACUAUGGGCCAAACGAAAUUUAAGAAAAUGAUGAAUGAUAUUGCAUUAAAUACUGGCAUUAAUCUUGAUAAUGGAAGAAAAAUUACAAAUCAUUCUUGUCAUCAUACUGCAAUUCAACCUUUAAGGAAUAAUGGAGUUUCUGAAUUGAAGCUUCAAUCCUUUUCUGGACAUCGUUUUCGUGAAAGUUUAGCAGAUUAUAGUCAAACUAGUGAAUAUCAACGGAACAUGAAUACUGCAAUGUUAAUUCCUUAUUCUCCACAAGAUUUAGAUGAUGAUUACAUUUCUGAAUGUAUUACUGAAGACGAAUCAGAUAUUGAAGUGGAUAUUGAAUCAGUUUAA